AAAGUGUGAAAGGGCUGUCUGAGUUCAAAGUUCCAGGGUUUUGUAAAAGGUUCAGUGGUCGCCUAUCGUGUACAAGGGUUUCAGAAAAGGUUCAGGAAUCACCUGAAGUGUGUAAGGGUUUCAGAAAACUUUCAGGGAUCGCCUGGAGUGUACAAGGCUUUUAUAAAAACUUUAAAAGGUCACUGAAGUGUACAAAGUUGUUUUAAAACGUUCACGGAUCACCUGAAGUAUACAAGAAUUUGACAAAACCUUCAAGGGAUCAGCUGCAGCGUCUAAAUUUCCCUCGAGGAGGAGAACAGUAGACAAACAGCAACAACAGGAUCUUGGUUGUGGAACAGUGAAAUGGAAUCCUGCAGCCACGAGGACCUUAACGCUUCCUUCAGCUUCGAAGGGCCUCUCUUCAGCGGCGAAAACACCAUAGACAAGCUUUGCCAGACUUACCUUGGUAGCCUGGGUUCCUACCGAGAGUCGCAUCCUAAGCAGAUAAGUUCGGGAGACAUGGGAGUGUUACCAGCCACAAGUGAGGAUUACGCCGGGAAAGAUGUCGCGUACUGGAUGCCUCAGGACUGCCUGGACUGGGCCGGAAGUGUCUGCCGGAAGAGGGGCAUUGACCAGUCCACAGUUGACCUCUGGGCAUUCAAGAGUUACACUGGAAGCGACCUCCUUCACUUCACCUGUCAAGAUUUCUCAAACAUCAUUGGGUCUAUUUAUGGCCCUCUCUUCCAACAGGAAUUCGCGGCUCUCUACAAUAAGAGAGAACAAGACAAAAUACAAGGAGCCGUGGGGGGCUGCGUCCCUACGUACGGAUCCUUCGAGUAUCCUACGCAGGAGUCGGGCUACGACAGCGAUCCUUGGGAGCUCACCUCCGAGGACAUCAAGGAUCUAGAUCGUUACAUCCACCACCAGGCGGACGAUCCUCUGGCGGGCAGCCUCUCAGACUUGGGAUUUCAGGAACAGUUUCUUCCGAUCAGUUUCGAAGGAUCUCAGCAGAUUCCUGAAGCAGCGCUGCAGCAAAGUUCCUACGGUGCCUCAUCCUCGGGUGAAGGGCAAGUUCCACUGAAGCAAGUUGAAACUAAAAAGAAAACUCGUGGUCCCAAGAACUGGGAGUUCGUGAUUGGUCUCCUGUCGGACCCAAGGACCAACCCUUCCCUCAUAAGAUGGGAGGACAAGACCCAAGCCACUUUCCGUCUGGUCCAGCCAACAGCCAUCGCCCAAAUGUGGGGUCGAAGGACCAACAAGCCCAAUUUGACCUACGACAAUUUCGCCAGAGGGUUGAGGUACCACUACACCACAGGCGCCCUGGAAGCCGUGUCUGAGAAGCAGCUGGUCUACAAGUGUGGACCGAAAGCCCUGAAGUUCCUCAUCGACAUGAAAAAGGAAGGAGUUCAGUGAUGACCAUGAGGGAUCCCGUGACGUCACUGAGAAAUAGUCACUGUUAAUGUGGAGCAGCAGGCCAGUUCACUCCACUGGCCUGGAGUGAACUGGAUGUGGUUCUUCAGGGACCUCGAAGCCACGCCACUCCCGAAGACCUUCCACUUUGUGCGAAUCAUCCAGGAUCUCUAAGCAGUGCCAUUAUUUGAGGUUCUUUAGGAAUCUCGAAGCCGCUCCAGUCUGACGCAUCAUUCAGUGUGCGGAUGAUGCAACUCCCGAUUUAUGAGAGUGUGUGACCAGGAGCGCCAUCAUUUACCAAAGACUGCUGGUACUCGGCUAAUUAUUUAUCCUAAUCUAAGCAAACUGGCAUUCAUAUAUUGAGUCGAGACAGCUAUGUAUUAGUCAACAACCAAAGCUACUUUGCAUCUAUCAUUGUUAAGUGGUAAAAGAACUAGAUGGAGAAAGUUCUGAAGCCAAAUAUAGACGUUAGUUCUCAAGAAGUUAUUGGAUAUUAUUUAUUUAUUAAUUUAUUUAUAUAUCUGUUUUUCUGACAACUAAUCUCUUUCUGUUACUUAUUUGAAAUGAACACCAUAGUAUUCUUUGGAAGCUUGAAUUUCAGUCAGUGGUCCCUGUGGUGGGCUUGUUCCGUA
Macrobrachium nipponense is the source of this 2021-nucleotide messenger RNA. Its product is annotated as ETS homologous factor-like. NCBI's taxonomy places the organism in Eukaryota, Metazoa, Arthropoda, Malacostraca, Decapoda, Palaemonidae. Gene Ontology annotation, molecular function: sequence-specific DNA binding; DNA-binding transcription factor activity, RNA polymerase II-specific. The record is from RefSeq and is a predicted model, not a curated record. The transcript is spliced from 6 exons. Gene Ontology annotation, biological process: cell differentiation; regulation of transcription by RNA polymerase II. Bases 343 to 1392 code for a protein of 349 amino acids. Gene Ontology annotation, cellular component: nucleus.